This is a messenger RNA of Pseudonaja textilis, 765 nucleotides long. Lineage: Eukaryota; Metazoa; Chordata; Lepidosauria; Squamata; Elapidae. The record is from RefSeq and is a predicted model, not a curated record.
CUCUUCCCCCUUACAGUGAAUGUAACUCUGAAUCCAGACACAGCCAAUCCUGACUCCCUUAAAAUCUCUGAAGAUCGAAAAAGCAUCAAAGGACUUAAGCGAUUUGAAUAUAAACGUUCUGUCCUUGGUUGUCAGAUGUUCUCAUCAGGGCGACAUUUCUGGGAUGUUAUUGUAAGCGGUACAAGAGGAUGGUUUAUAGGGGUUACCAGCAAGCCAGUGAACUUUAAAGAUGUUCAUGCAAAGACCAGGAAGUGGCAGAUUUGGGAAUGGGAAGGACAAUACACGGCCCUCUCUCCAUCAAAAUGCUUUGAACUGGUCCUGUCUGAGAGGCCCACGAGAAUUCGCAUCUCUCUCAACUGCGAAGGGGGACAAGUGAGCUUCUUUGAUGCCAAGACCGCAGCUCUGCUCCAUACAUUCUCAGACACUUCCUUGGUUGGAGAGACCCUCCUGCCCUAUUUCUCUUUGCAUGAAGGCACCUGCGUGACACUCCUCUAACAGGUUAGGUAGCCUUGUAAAUUGAAGGAGUGGAUCAAUCAGUUGAUCUAGAGAGAAAUAACCUGACCAUCAUUUAAAUGUCUCUGAAUUAAAAAAAAAAUGAGGUGUCUUAGAAACUUUAUAGGCUUUAGCAUCAUGUCUUCAGGUGUAUGAAUAUUAAAAAAUACCUUAUCUUACAGCUAAACCCAUAAAUGGUUGUUUUAGAUGUCCAUCAUAACUCCCUCAUUUAUGUAUCAGGCUUGUUUGUUUAAUGUUUAGUUGCCAUCCAUG